This is a messenger RNA of Osmerus eperlanus (European smelt), 1207 nucleotides long. It is a transcript of the gene cimip2b, whose product is annotated as ciliary microtubule inner protein 2B. The coding region runs from base 86 to 937 and encodes 283 amino acids. Lineage: Eukaryota; Metazoa; Chordata; Actinopteri; Osmeriformes; Osmeridae. The record is from RefSeq and is a predicted model, not a curated record. The transcript has 6 exons.
UCUAGCAACCACCUGCAAACACAACUGCACUGUCUCUUGGUUUGCACUUGUGUCCAGCGUCGGUGCAGUUUAGCGUCCAGCCAAUAUGGAAGAAUUUCCCCCUAAAUUUAGCAAGGUUCUGGUGACACCUGAUCCACAGUACAUCCCGGGGUAUGCAGGUUACUGUCCCCAGCUUAAGUACAAUUUGGGGAAGACCUAUGGCCAGCUGACCGCCAAGCUGCUGACGUCUCCGGAGGUUGCGCGCUCGCGGCGCCUGGUCCUCCAUUCGGGCCGCUUCCCGUCCACGGAGACAGACACGGGUCCACGCGACGAGAUCUGGAGGACUCAAAAUGGAGAACGCAGGAACCUGGAAAGGAUGAUUCCGGGAUACACCGGCUUUGUACCAAAAAGCCAGAACUAUUUCUCACGUACGUACGCGGAGACGUGUAGAGAGGCACUGACAGAGUUCGACAGAGACCAGCAUAGGAGGGCUCGUCUGCAGUCAGCCAAGCCCCUUCUUGUCAACAAAACUUCUACCUCUGGGUACAAUAAUCUAGAAACCCCUUUAACAGCCAUCUCGAAGGAGGCAGCCCCCUACAGGGAAGACUGCUGGACACCCAAGGGGUCACCCUACUUCAUGGAUGACAGCAGCCCACACAAGUACUUCAUCUCCGGCUUCACAGGGUAUGUGCCCAAGUCCCGCUUCCUGAUUGGGUCAGGAUACCCUAUCACAACAAACAAGGCUCUCAUCCAGUUUGGGAAGGAAAUGAAGAGUGAUGUCACGUCCGUGCGUUUGCGAGGGGAGGAUCCCGGGAGCCUCCCGUCUCUGCCCACGGUGUACUCCUCCAAGCACGGCCUGCUGCCCUCCUACACCGGGCACGUUCCUGGGUACAAGUUCAGGUAUGGGCAAACCUUUGGACAGCUUACCCACAAUGCACUGGGCAUCAGGGGCUCAUAGAGAAAGACGGAGGCCUGGUGAUGGAGUCCACAGCCAUAAAAUGGAUCAAUAAAAGGAUAUACAGAGCAUGAAAGUGUUAGUCCUACUCAGGAAAUGUACAGGUCUUGUAUUUUUUGAAUGGUUCUCAAGCCAGUUAGAUGCCACUGCAUCGGGUCAAACUGUAUUCAGCAAGUGAAGGGAAAUGUGGGGUGAAAUUGAACACACAACAUGACUACAAAUGAAACCGUUCUUUAAGUUAGUCUUUAUUUGCAAAUGUUGAUUGUCACGGAG